ACUUCUUAUGCAAUACAAGCCCCUCGCAUUCUUGUCUAUUGUAUCCUCAAAAUGAAGACCUUAAUCAUUCUCUGCAUCCUCUCCGUUUCUUUCCUUCCGCUCUCCAUCUCAGCCGCUUUUCCUCCGCGCAUCCGCCUCCCCACCCAGGAACCCUUCCCCGGAAACCAGCCCGUUCUAGACGCCGAAGGCAACCCGCUAAUUCCCGGAGAAAAAUACUACGCCGUUCCGGCCACUCUCGGCGUCGAAGGCGCCAUAAGCCUCGACAGUUCCCCAAUCCAAGAAACCCAACAAUCCACUUGCCCAAACGCCGUCGUUCUCAACACCAGCGUCGCCGGCGUCCGCCCUUUCGCCAAGGGCCUCCCCCUAGUUUUCUACCCCCGCCGAGGGCUCCAAGAAGUCCAGGAAAGCCUCCCACUCAACGUGGCGUUCUACCGGGAAGAUUCGGAUCCUUGUGCGAAAGAGACGGUGUGGAGGCUCGAGGGAGGGGAGGAGGGCGCGGGGGAGAAGCCGGUGAUAGUGACCGGCGGCGAGAUUGGGGACGAAGGUGAUAUUGCCAACUGGUUUAGGAUACAGAAGAAUAUCAAUGGUGGAGGGUGGGGGUACGUUUUCACCUUCUGGCCAAGCCUUUGCUCUUACUGCAGGAUUGGUUACUGGCGUAUUGGCACCGUCGGGCAGGGUCGUCAGCUGGGAAUCAACGAGGAAUUUCCAUAUCCUUUUAACUUCGUUAGAGCUGAGUAGGCUGCAGCUUUGAGUUGAUGAGCACCAGAAAUGAUGCAUGGAAUAUAUUAUAAUAGUUGUUAUUAACGUAUAAAUAAUGGCGUCUGUACCCGUAGCAGGUUCAUGGAAUCACGGCGGGAAGCCUAUGCUUGUAUGUUGUAAUGUUGUAUGACUUGUAUCCCAUCCAUGCAUGCAACAGUUUUUGGUGAACUAAUAAUAUCAACUCUUUUUUUACUUUC
This is a messenger RNA of Ipomoea nil (Japanese morning glory), 956 nucleotides long. Its product is annotated as miraculin-like. The record is from RefSeq and is a predicted model, not a curated record. Gene Ontology annotation, molecular function: endopeptidase inhibitor activity. NCBI's taxonomy places the organism in Eukaryota, Viridiplantae, Streptophyta, Magnoliopsida, Solanales, Convolvulaceae. The transcript has a single exon. The coding region runs from base 52 to 738 and encodes 228 amino acids.